Molecule: messenger RNA, 2294 nt
Organism: Triticum aestivum (bread wheat)
Lineage: Eukaryota; Viridiplantae; Streptophyta; Magnoliopsida; Poales; Poaceae
Product: aspartyl protease family protein At5g10770
Exons: 2
Coding region: 549-1937 (462 amino acids)
Biological process (GO): proteolysis
Molecular function (GO): aspartic-type endopeptidase activity
Source: RefSeq, a predicted model, not a curated record
CCCUAUCCGAUGCCGCUGCCAAUAAACAAAUGGCGUCAGUGAGCGAGUGAGUGAAGCUCGGCCGGCCCCAUGCACGGGCAGUAGAGAGAGAGGGAGGGAGGGAGAAGACCAAGACUGUACCGCACGCACAAGCACAAGGAGAGAGACGGUGCUGGAGCGAGCGAGCGGGCGGGCGGGAGGAGGAAGAGGACACGGCGCAUGUGAGGCGCCCCCAAUAAUUCCUCGCCCGCGGCCAGCAGCCCGGUACGCCACCCUGACCGUCGCUGCCGGGCGAGUGAGUGACCUCCCUCCAUCCACCCCUCCGUCCGACCUCGCUGCGUCCAGCCAGCUCCUGCCUGCCUGCCUGCCUGCCUGCGCCCUUGUUCCCAUGCGCCGCAAGAAGCCCACCUCUCACCUCAGCUCGCGGCCCCAGAGAAUCUUUCCCCCCCUUCCUUCCUCACUCCCUUUCUCUUUCCUGACCUCACCCUACCUCAUCCCCCUUUCUUUAUCCCCCUCCCUCUCUCCCUCUGCUGACAGGGGAGUGAGUGAGUGAGUGAGGCGAGCGAGUGAUGGCACGGGGAGGAGCUCGCGCCGUCGCGCCGGCGGCUCUGCUGCUCCUGCUUCUCCUCGCGGCAGGCGGCGGUGUGCAUUGCCUGAGGUCAAGGGCGGAGAGCGGCGCCACGGUCCUGGAGCUGCGGCACCACGCCAGCCUCGGCUCAGGCGGCAGGAGCGGCAGCGCGGAGGAGGCCCGCGGCGUCCUGGCCUCCGACGCCGCCAGGGUCUCGUCGCUGCAGCGGCGCAUCGGCAGCUACGGCCUGAUCAGGUCGUCGGACGCGGCGUCCAAGCUGGCGCAGGUGCCCGUCACCUCUGGCGCCAGGCUGCGGACGCUCAACUACGUGGCCACCGUGGGCAUCGGCGGCGGCGAGGCCACGGUGAUCGUGGACACGGCCAGCGAGCUCACCUGGGUGCAGUGCAAGCCCUGCGACGCCUGCCACGACCAGCAGGAGCCGCUCUUCGACCCGUCGGCGUCGCCGUCCUACGCCGCCGUGCCGUGCAACUCCUCCUCCUGCGACGCGCUGCGGGUGGCCACCGGGAUGUCCGGCGGCCAGGCGUGCGACCAGCCGGCGGCCUGCAGCUACGCGCUCAGCUACCGCGACGGGUCCUACUCCCGCGGCGUGCUGGCGCACGACAGGCUGAGCCUGGCCGGCGAGGACAUCGAGGGCUUCGUGUUCGGCUGCGGCACCAGCAACCAGGGCCCGUUCGGGGGCACGUCGGGGCUGAUGGGGCUCGGCCGGAGCCCGCUCUCGCUGAUAUCCCAGACCACGGAGCAGUUCGGCGGCGUGUUCUCCUACUGCCUGCCGCCGAAGGAGUCCGGCUCGUCGGGCUCCCUCGUCCUCGGCGACGACGCCUCGGCGUACCGCAACUCCACGCCGAUCGUGUACACCGCGAUGGUCACCGACCCGCUGCAGGGGCCCUUCUACAUGGUCAACCUGACCGGGAUCAGCGUGGGCGGCGAGGAGGUGCAGUCCCCGGGCUUCUCGGCCGGCGGCGGCGGCGGCGGGAGGGCCAUCGUGGACUCGGGCACGAUCAUCACGAGCCUGGUGCCGUCGGUGUACGCGGCGGUGCGGGGCGAGUUCGUGAGGCAGCUGGCGGAGUACCCGCGGGCGCCGGCCUUCUCCAUCCUGGACACCUGCUUCGACCUGACGGGGCUGAGGGAGGUGCAGGUGCCGAGCCUGAGGCUGGCGUUCGACGGCGGCGCGGAGGUGGAGGUGGACUCCAAGGGCGUGCUGUACGUGGUCGCCGGCGACGCCUCCCAGGUGUGCCUGGCCCUGGCCGCCCUCGGGUCCGAGGACGACACCCCGAUCAUCGGCAACUACCAGCAGAAGAACCUGCGGGUGGUCUUCGACACCGCCGCGUCCCAGAUCGGGUUCGCGCAGGAGACCUGUGAUUACAUUUGAUUUGACCGUGGAUCAUCGGGAGCUGCGUGUGCGUGUGUGCGCGUGUGAAUAUCCUAUAGUUGGGGAUUUGUUUUGGAAUCACCUCUGGUGAUUGGCUUUUUUAUUUUUAUUUUUUUGAGUUGUGGUGAUCGGCAAUUGGCAAUACGGUAUUUAGUUAUUGGCAAAUGUACAAGCGUUUGUAGUAGUUGCUCUAGCUUGUUUUUCUUCAUCUUCUUCUUCCAUUUCUUUGUGCUUCGAUGAAGCUGCUGGGCUUUUGUUUUUGUGUGUCGUGGUGCUGGUAGGGGAGGUGAUUGUGGAAUUGUCCUGUGCUUCCCGGCGUAUGAAAUGGAGAAAAUAAUACUACGAUUCUUCAUGAGA